Messenger RNA from Aspergillus luchuensis, 1170 nucleotides. RefSeq lists its product as uncharacterized. Gene Ontology annotation, molecular function: hydroxymethylglutaryl-CoA reductase (NADPH) activity. The record is from RefSeq and is a predicted model, not a curated record. The coding region runs from base 1 to 1170 and encodes 389 amino acids. NCBI's taxonomy places the organism in Eukaryota, Fungi, Ascomycota, Eurotiomycetes, Eurotiales, Aspergillaceae. The transcript has 2 exons. Gene Ontology annotation, biological process: coenzyme A metabolic process.
AUGUCUUUGCCCGUCAGAAAAGCAAGUGCCAAGUUUCAGCAGGUCACGAAGAACCUGAAGGAAAUCACUGCCCACCCCGUUGAUCUCACAAAGGUUCGUAUUGAGAAUCCUAUCGGGUGUGUGCAGGUGCCUGUGGGUUUGGCUGGACCUCUGUGGGUGUGGGAGACCGGCACUAGCGGCGAAGAGGUUGAAGAGGUAUAUGCACCGCUAGCUACCACUGAAGCAGCCUUAGUCGCGAGUUGCUGUCGGGGUUGUAAGGCUUUCAACCGGAGUGGAGGAAUUCAUAUUGUGGCUCUUCGCGAUGCCAUGUCCAAAGUUCCCGCUUUCAUAUUUGACUCGCCAGCCAACGCUCUGGCCUUCGCUCAAGAGGUGCCGACCCUCCAGGGCGAGUUAAAACGGCUUGCCGAAUCUACUAGUCGCCGAAUCCAGCUUCUGUCCGUAACUCCGACCGUGGUGGGCUCCGCAACGCAUGUGCAUUUUAACUACACAUGUGGUGACGCUACCGGUCAGAAUAUGGCUACCAUCGCAACUCAUCGAGCGUGCCACGAGCUGCUGUUAGACACCCCUCUCAGUGAGGAUCUGAAGAUUCGUGGCUUUCAAUUCGACGCGGGAAUGUCGGGGGAAAAGAAAGCCGGCUGGUCACAUGUGCAGCAACCACGCGGCGUCGAGGCCAUGGCGUGGGGGAUGAUCAGCAACGAAGUAGCCGGAGAUCUGCUGGGAUGCUCGACCGAAGCCCUCUACCAGGUUCUGAUUCGUGCACAAGCUGGAGCCGUGCGAGUCGGCGAAUUUGGCUAUUCAUGCAACGCCAUGAACGUUGUGACUGCUAUCUUCAUCGCUACUGGGCAGGACGUUGCCAGCAUCGGUGAAUCGUGCUGGACCCAGCUCACCCCAGAAUACAACUUUGCGACCAAGGUGCUAACUCUGUCACUAUAUAUUCCGUCCCUUCCGGUGGGAGUGGUUGGUGGAGGCACCCACCUGGGUCCUCAGCGUGAGGCGCUUGGUAUUAAAAAGUGCAUUGGACCUGGGAUGAAGCGUCGGCUUGCUGCACUUAUUACCGCAUUUGCGUUGGCCUUGGAUCUUAGCACCGCGGCUGCUGUAACUAACGAUACAUUUUCUCAAGCUCAUGCCGGGCUUCGCAGAAAGCCUGACGAUGCCACGGCAAAGCUUUAG